Notolabrus celidotus (New Zealand spotty) is the source of this 2421-nucleotide messenger RNA. Its product is annotated as von Willebrand factor A domain-containing protein 1-like. Gene Ontology annotation, molecular function: protein binding. Lineage: Eukaryota; Metazoa; Chordata; Actinopteri; Labriformes; Labridae. Bases 290 to 1777 code for a protein of 495 amino acids. The record is from RefSeq and is a predicted model, not a curated record. The transcript has 6 exons.
UGAAAGCUGUGACAGAAGUCCUCUGACAGUUAAAGAAAAAUACAGCAUCGUGCAGGUAAAUAUUGUAUGAGAAGUUAUUUUCCGUGCGUAAAAAGAGCUUGGAACAACCAGAACAACAGCAGCAACCUUCGGUGGAAGACGAAACAGAUACGUAUUAUAAGACACAAGUGGACUAUUUGUGACAGUGAUCGGCACAAUGGAAAUCUGUAAAGAAACGCCAGGCCUUGUUUAUUUCCCCUACCUGACCUUUUUCUGAUCUGAAUAUUGUUUUGGAUGCUACUGAGAAAGGAUGAAGUCCUUUUUAUUGCGCUUGGUCCUUUUAUGGGUGAUCGUACGGCGGAGCAGCACGCAAAUGCCUGUACCUGCAACAGUGUUAAACUGCUGUGAAGGGGAUCUUCUCCUGCUCCUGGACUCUUCAGGAAGUGUAUUAAACUAUGAGUUCUCGCGCUUGUUGCUGUUUGCUGCUGAGCUGCUUCGCCCCUUCUCAUUGGGCCGUGGGCAUGUUCGAGUCGGUUUGCUGCAGGUGGGCACAAAACCAAACCUGGAGUUUGGUCUGGAUGUCCACAACAAUCAGGAGAGCCUGCAGAGAGCUCUACAGAGAGUCCGCCAGCUGCAGGGAGAUACCAACACAGAUCUGGCUCUCAGGGUGGCCCAGCGGCUUCUAAUGGAUACAGAGGAUACUAUACCAAAGAUCCUGCUGUGGCUGACCGACGGUGUGCAGCCUGGAGAUGUGGACGAGCUGAUGUCAGCGCUGAAGCAGCAGGGAGUUUAUGUGUUAGCUGUUUCUACAGUACAUGGCAACUUUCAGGUAUUACAGCGUGCAGUCACACCACCUCUGGAGUCUCAUCUCUACUCUGUGGACCUAGAUAAUAUUGAAAUCAUCACAGAAGACCUAAGGGAGGCAAUCAUCGAAAUUAUUCGUGCUGAGCGACUGCGUGUGGUUCACUUAACUUCCCAUAGUGCUGUGCUGCAAUGGCGUCCUGUUCUGAGCACAGACAGCGGUUACUAUGAACUGCAUUAUAGCUCUGCAUUGAAAACAGACAGUGGAAUGAGAAAAAUUCUCCCUGGCAACUCCAGUUGGGUAGAGCUCAUCAACCUGGAGCCUGACACCUCAUACAUGGCCUCUCUCCACCCAGAGUCCAAUCAGAGGCUGUUCAACACACUGUCAGUCAGCUUCAUCACACUUCCUGAUGUUUUAAGCCCAGCAGAGGUCUCCCUGUCAGACUCUGGUCCGCGUCAGAUCCGUGUGAGCUGGGGUCCCCUGCAGCCAGCUCAAGUCCGGAGAUAUACUGUUGAAUAUGGAGCUAUUCCAAGUGGACCUGUCAACACUAGGAUGUUCCACAGCCAGCAAAACUCAACCUUACUGACCGGCCUAGAGCCGGGCACUCAGUACCUGGUUACAGUCAGCGCUCUGCAUGCCAGUGGAAAAGAAAGAGCCAUUUCUGUGAAGGCAUGCACACAAGAGGCAGCAGCUUUGCCAGCCUUGGCCGACCUUCAGCUGAGUUCUGUUGGUCUUCAGGAGGUGAGGGUGGCCUGGCAGGCCCAUCAGGAAGGCUUGAAAGGCUUCUGGCUGAGCUGGGAGAAAGAGAGACUCCACAGCAUUUACACAAAGCCUUCCAUCUCCUCGGUUUACCUGCCACCUACCUCUCGAGGAAUGAACCUUGCACACCUCGCCCCAAGCAGCCGAGUGUGUGUGUCCCCUGUUUAUAGCUCAGGCCGAGGAGAUGGGAUAUGCUGCACUGCAGAGACCCAGACAGAUUCCAGACAGUCGGGUUAAUAAUCAAGAAGCUGGAGCAAAACAUUGAAGUAUUCACGCAUUCCAAGUGCUGAAUCCACAGGAUAACUACACAAAAUAUUGUUUCUUUGGUUUAUAUUUUAAUCUUUAAAUUAAUUGUAAUGACAAAAAAAGCUUUAUCACAAAACUCAUGUUCUUUAUCAGCACAUGACUGAGCAAAAUUUCUAGAGUAAUUAUUCAUUUUUAUCUCCUGGGAAUAGAAAUGUCACCAACUUUGCAGACAGUUUCUCCACCACAGCAUUAGUCAUUAAUUAAAAGUUACUAGCAAGUCAGGAAUAUACAAAGAAGCAGCAUUCACAGUUUGUGUGACAACAAUUAUUAUUUAUUGAUAUGAAUAGCAUACAGCAAUGUCAGUAUACUUGUUAAUUGUACUGUUUCAUUAUACUGUUUUUAUUUGCUUCGAAUUACAUGCAUCAUUUGACUUUUCCUGUAAAGUACAUGCAAAGUUCUAAAACAAACAUUAAUGAGAGGUGUUUUCCUGCCUUGUAUUCCUGUACCAAUCUAACCUGAUGGUUUAAAGUUGUAUUUCACCUAUCUGGUUAUUACAUAUGCUUUUGAUUUUAGUGUCACAAAGCUGAAGAGAAGCUACAGUUUAAAUAAACAACCCUGGAUAAGACUGUAAGCAA